This is a messenger RNA of Lathyrus oleraceus (garden pea), 2015 nucleotides long. Its product is annotated as ninja-family protein AFP1. The record is from RefSeq and is a predicted model, not a curated record. Gene Ontology annotation, biological process: signal transduction; negative regulation of DNA-templated transcription; response to abscisic acid. Gene Ontology annotation, cellular component: nucleus. Bases 424 to 1677 code for a protein of 417 amino acids. NCBI's taxonomy places the organism in Eukaryota, Viridiplantae, Streptophyta, Magnoliopsida, Fabales, Fabaceae. The transcript is spliced from 2 exons.
AAACUUUUUUUUUUCAUUCUUCCAAUCUUUUUUUUUCUUCCCAAUUGCAUUCGUCUCUCUUGAAACAAUUUUCGGUUUAUCGGAAAAUCUAUUUUUGCGGGAUUGUUUCCUGUUUUAACGGUUAAAAAAGUUUUUUUUAAUUGAAUUCAAAUAAUUUUCUACUGGAUUUCAAUGGGUUUUUUUUGUCUCCUCUUGAAAAGGAACGUUUUUGUGAUCUGGGUCUAUGCUAUUCUUGGGUUUUACCAUGUUUUAUUUCAUGGGUUUUGCUGAUUUGAAUAUUCAUCAACAUCAUCAUUUAUCACCCCAACAAACAAAGUUUGUUGCAUCGUGUUCGUUGUAGAACAAGUAGUAGUAGGUAGCUAUUGCGGUUUUUAUUCAUUUGAUGGAGGAUAUGAAUUAAGAAUCUACAUGUAAGAUUGAUUGAUGAAGAUGGAGAAAUACCCGAGAGAUCUGUUAGAGAGACUCUUUGUUUCAAGUGGUGGAAGUGAUAACAAUAAUCAUAACCCAACAACAACAACAACAACAUCAGAACAACAUCAUCGUCAACAGUAUCGUCAAUAUCUUAGUCAGAACCAGCAUGGUGAACAAGAAGAGGAGGAAGAAGAGGAUGAAGAUGAAGGGAUUGAACUGAAUCUUGGUCUUUCUUUAGGAGGUAGAUUUGGUGUUGACAAGCAUGCUAAGAAUAAGAAACUUAUUCGAUCUUCUUCCGUUGUUGGAACAAUGCCUUUGCUCCGGGAAGAUAUUGCGGCGGCCGCCGGAGUGGCUUCGCCAACUCCGGCAUAUCCGACUCUCGUGAGAGCUUCGUCGUUACCGACGGAGACAGAAGAGGAGUGGCGGAAGAGGAAGGAGUUGCAGACGCUGCGGAGGAUGGAGGCUAAGAGACGGAGGUCAGAGAAGCAGAGAGUUUUCGUUUCAAAGUCAGAGAAAGAUUCCAUUUCCACUGUGGCACCUACAGGUGGUGGUGGAGGUGGUUGUAUAGAGGAAGUAGAGGGUGCUAAUGUUAGUGCAAGUGCAACAAUGGUGUUGAACAGAUCAACCGCUGCUAGUAGUACUAUGCCACCUUUUGGAUUACCGAAUUGGGCUGUUGCAUCAAAGCAAGUUGUUCUUGGUGAUGUGCUAGGGAGAGGGAAAAUUGGGGUUGGUUUUCAAGGAUUGAUGUUUUCACAACCAUCUUCUCAAGGUUCAGUAGAAUCACAAGGUGGAAGUUCUUCAUCAGUGUCUGAAAUGGAUAGCAAACCUUUUCUAGGAUCAAGCAGUUGUGGCGAAGCAAGAAGCCCAGCUAGUAAUCAGUCCUUACAGGAAAGAAGCAACCAGGACUCCGUCGGUUCAUCAGGAGUGCCAAAGCCGAAAGAUAAUUUGACAAGAACAAGUUCGAGAUCCGAGGUAAUGGAGAGUGCAUCUAAAAAGCCUCAUCCCACUCAAAAUAUUGGGAAGGAAAUUGGAACAAACUCAAUGGAAGACAUGCCUUGUGUAUUUACGAAAGGGUGUGGUCCUAAUGGAAGAAGAAUUGAGGGAAUCUUAUAUAAAUAUGGCAAAGGGGAAGAAGUGAGGAUAAUGUGUGUGUGCCAUGGAAACUUUCUGUCUCCAGCUGAGUUUGUUAAGCAUGCUGGUGGUGAAGAUGUUGCUCACCCUCUUAGACAUAUUGUUGUUAACCCAUCUCCUGCCCCCUUUUUGUGAUGAUUGGAGUCCCUUCAAAGCCGUCUCACAUUUUUGAAGGUUCUGAUCAGAUAAGAGAGACUCCAUUUGACUAUGGUUUAAACGUGAUAAAUAUUUUAUGAAGUCUUAUUUAAUCAAAUUUAAUCGUUAUAGAUUUCGAAUCAUAGUCAGUCUUCCACGUCUUCAAAAAUGGCCUUGACAUCCACAACAGGGAUGUGUAAUAUAUUCAUUGUUGAAGAGAACGAAUAUGUUAAAUUAGUUUGAUAGUUUCUUCUUUAGUAUUUCUGUUUUUCUUUUGGAUAAAGUCUUGAGGAUUAAUGAAACAAUGUUAUAUAGAGUCAAUUGAUUCCCUUAUGAAA